AUGGUAAUACACUCAAUUACGUCAAAUUGCUUCGAUAAUAAUGCAUUUUUAUCUCUCAUUCUGGCCACUAUUCUGCUCUUCAUCCUGAUACUACUCGUGGCCCCUACAAAUAUAUUCCAGCACUCUGAGUUCAUGAUGCCGACCAGCCAAAAUGCCAUUGUUUUCACGUGCUUGGCUCACCUGCAUGGUGUACGUACUCGGGCUCAGUUUAUAGUUGGCUUAUUGCGAGGGCUUUCGGCUAACCUUUCAGCUGAGGGUCGCCUCCGUGACAGUCUUGCCCAGGAGGUGUACCGUGUCUAUGGCAUAAGCCCACCAGAUGCCGCCAGACCCCAAAAUGUUCGAGUUAAAGCUCAGGCUCCCGAUCAACUGGUCACCUACCCCACCGGACUCAGCCUGGUGCUGUCCAGAGUUGAAGACGAAUCUCGGGGACCCACAGGCGGUGUUGGGCUAUCUAACCGAACCCAAUCACCCGACUGUCUCGAGAUUGAGCGUGAGGUUGUGAGUCCGGAGGACCCAGAGACUGCAGUAGUAAUUGCUGACAGUUUGGCCGAGAACCGGCCACCGAUUGUCCUCACACCUGAAGUUCGCCGAGAGGUCGAUGCCUUCCUAACUUGGAUUGACGGUUCGGGUCCAAGAGAGCCUGUCUUGAUCAUAGGACCUGAGGAUUGUGGCAAAACGUAA
Molecule: messenger RNA, 681 nt
Organism: Protopolystoma xenopodis
Lineage: Eukaryota; Metazoa; Platyhelminthes; Monogenea; Polystomatidea; Polystomatidae
Source: the annotation of a GenBank genome assembly